AUGGCGUGGAUCAGUUGUGGUGACAGAAGUGGUGAUCAAAUGACUCGGAGUGCAGUGGAAGUGUCGGCCAUUUUGUGGAAAAUGUCAGUCAAUGAUAACACUGAAGAUAAUGACAACAAUCACUUGGCUUUGAGUCACCCAUUGAUUGGCAAUCAAGUGAACCAAAUAGAGGAAGUGAAUGAUCUGAAGAAUCGCUUGUCUUUCAAUGACUUCUUCUACACACUGGUGGCCAAAGUGUCCAACAAUCCAGACAAGUGCAACGUCUGGAACUAUGUCUUGUUGGACAUGAUCGACAAUAAUGUGAUAAACGAGUCGAUGCUGUCGGAUGUGCUGAGGAUGACCACCGAUAAGACCCGAAGCGAGUCGGUGGCGAACCGUGAGUUCAGUUGUCAUAUGGUGUCCAAACUGAGUCGACGUCUUAAUGAACGCGUUUUUAUGGACCGAAUCCUACCGUUAGUGCAAUACCUGUGCCAAGACUUGCAGCCCUCCAUCAGAGCCCAUAUCUCCAGACAAAUGUUUGUUUUGUCGCAAAACUUUAGUUUGCAGAACUUGCAGCCCUCCAUCAGAGCCCAUAUCUCCAGACAAAUGUUUGUUUUGUCGCAAAACUUUAGUUUGCAGACAAUUAAGACACAAAUUCUGCCGAAACUCAUGGAUUUGACGAACGACAGCGAACUCAUCGUCAGAAUCGCGUCCGUGGAGUCGCUCAUUGAUUUGAUCCCCAAAUUUGACGACGAGUUUAAUAAACAGAUAAUUUUACCGCAAAUUAUCUCAAUCUUUGAUUUCGCUCUCGUGAAGAACGACUGUUCCCUGAGCUUUAUUUUCAUGAAUUUCGCAAAAUUGUGUCAAACUUUGCCAAAGAAUGUGAUUUCGCGUGAGAAAUGGUUUCUCGACUAUUACUGCAAUGUCUUCUUAAUUUCCAAUGACUUCCAAAUGGAGCCAAAAGUUUCAAAGUUUACCGAACGAGACGCUCAAUGCCGGACCCUUCUAGCCGUCUAUUUCCCCCCUUGUCCCCUUCAUUGGCUACAAUUCUCAUCAAUACAAUCAAAUCGACGCCAAUCGACAAAAAGAGACCUAUUCCUUCCCGAAUCGAGACGUCUAGAUAGUCCAGAGCUUAGCGUCAGAAUCGCACAAACGAAAGACAUGUUCAAAGAGAUGCUGUCCUCUGAAAGAGAUCGCGAUGUCAUCGAUUCAAUCAAUCAAUUGGUCGAUGAGUUGGACAGGAAUUUAGACAAUCAUAUGGAAGAGGAAGAAUUGAAAGUAUUGGUGGAAGAGUUUAUUCAGUUGACAAUUGAUAGCUCACUAAACAAUAAGCCGGUGAUCGAAGUAAACAACAAUUCAGUCGUCAAUAGUGUAUUGAAUUCUGUGAAAAAGGAUUCAAUGAAACCCAAGUCUUCUUUACCUCAACUCAUUCGUAUGACACUCAGCACCGGCACAGAGCUCUUCAUUAACGGACAUCUCUUUGGUGGUGACCAUCAUAUUAUAGUACUCUGGACUCAUAUCAGGCCACGUGCGGGUGUUCAGAGUUCGGGCCACUCCUACCAGUGA
Oppiella nova is the source of this 1545-nucleotide messenger RNA. Lineage: Eukaryota; Metazoa; Arthropoda; Arachnida; Sarcoptiformes; Oppiidae. The record is from the annotation of a GenBank genome assembly.